This is a messenger RNA of Alnus glutinosa, 2355 nucleotides long. Its product is annotated as probable leucine-rich repeat receptor-like protein kinase At1g68400. The record is from RefSeq and is a predicted model, not a curated record. Gene Ontology annotation, molecular function: protein binding; protein kinase activity; ATP binding. NCBI's taxonomy places the organism in Eukaryota, Viridiplantae, Streptophyta, Magnoliopsida, Fagales, Betulaceae. The coding region runs from base 114 to 2141 and encodes 675 amino acids. The transcript has 2 exons. Gene Ontology annotation, biological process: protein phosphorylation.
CCCAUUUAACACUCUCUCCACUCCUCACAACGCUGAAAACCACCCCCCCUUCGGUCUCACUCCAGCGAACCCUUCACCCCUUUCUCUCUCUGUCUCUCAACUUGCAGACAACAAUGGUGAAACCCACUAUCAUUGUUGUACACUUCACUAUCUACCUCUUCAUUCUUCACUUGUUUCACUCCAAAGCUUAUGCAAACCCAGAUUUGGAAGCUCUAAUGGCUUUCAAAGCCGCCUCAGACACAGCCAACAAGCUUACGUCCUGGAACUCCACCUCCAACCCAUGCGACUGGUCCGGCGUCUCCUGCGUCCACAACCGAGUCUCGCGGCUCGUCCUCGAGGACCUGGAUCUCCGCGGGUCGUUCGAGCCCAUAACCGCUCUGACUCAGCUCCGAGUUCUCAGCCUCAAGCGAAACCGCCUCUCGGGUCAUAUUCCCGACCUCUCCAACCUCACGGCUCUCAAGCUUCUUUUCCUCUCCGGCAACGAUUUCUCCGGCCAGUUCCCGCCGUCCGUACCGACGCUGUCCCGGCUAUACCGCCUUGAUCUAUCGUACAACAACUUGUCCGGCGAGGUUCCGGUGACGAUUAACGGUUUGACCCGCCUCCUCACCCUCCGGCUUGAGGAGAACCGGUUUUUUGGAUCGAUUUCCGGCCUAAACCUCUUGAAUCUGCAGGAUUUCAACGUUUCCGGUAACCAGCUCUCCGGUGAAGUACCCAGAUCCUUAUCGGGUUUCCCCGAGUCCGCUUUUGCUCAGAACCCGGCUCUCUGCGGGUCGCCGAUGCAGAAAUGCAAGAAUGUUUCGGCGGACCCAACCAGACCCGGAUCCGACGGAGCCAUUGCCUCGCCGUUAAUGCCGGCUACUAAUCCAAACACCAUAGUAGCAUCGUCACCGAGCUCACUCCCUUCAAGCUCUAUACCGUCCAAAUCGGGCAACAAUCACCACGCUGGAGCGUCCAAGUUAAGCCCAGUAGCUAUAGUAGCCAUAAUCCUCGGCGAUGUGUUGGUCCUGGCCGUGGUCUCCCUCGUCCUCUACUGCUACUUCUGGCGAAGCUACGCGACCAAAAUGCGGGACGGAAAGGGGUCGAAGCUGCUGGAGAGCGAGAAGAUCGUGUACUCGUCGAGCCCGUACACGGCGCAGCCCGGGUUCGAGAGAGGCCGAAUGGUGUUUUUCGAGGGGGUCAAGCGGUUCGAGCUGGAGGACCUGCUCCGGGCCUCUGCGGAGAUGCUGGGGAAAGGUGGGUUCGGGACAGCGUACAAGGCGGUGCUCGAUGACGGGAAUGUGGUGGCGGUGAAGAGGCUCAAGGAUGCGAGCGUGGGAGGGAAGAGAGAGUUCGAGCAGCACAUGGAGUUGUUGGGUCGGCUCAGGCAUCCCAACGUGGUUAGUCUGAGGGCUUACUACUUCGCCAGGGAGGAGAAGCUGCUGGUCUACGAUUACAUGCCCAAUGGCAGCUUGUUUUGGCUUCUUCACGGAAAUAGAGGACCUGGGCGAACCCCAUUGGACUGGACCACUAGGUUAAAAAUCGCAGCCGGAGCGGCUCGAGGGCUAGCCUUUAUUCACAUCUCAUGCAAGUCUCUUAGGCUCACCCACGGUAACAUCAAAUCAACCAACAUCCUUGUCGACAGAACCGGGAAUGCGCGCGUGUCCGACUUUGGAUUCUCAGUCUUCGCUGCCCCUGCCCUGACGGCACCACGAGCCAACGGCUACCGUGCUCCAGAAUCGGUACUGGACGGUCGGAAACUCACCCAGAAAUCUGACGUGUACUCCUUUGGUGUCCUUCUCCUGGAGCUGCUCACGGGGAAGUGCCCCUCCGUGGUGGACAGCGGUGGGACCGGGUGCGGUUACGCUGGUGGGGUCCUGGACCUUCCGAGGUGGGUCCAGUCGGUGGUGAGAGAGGAAUGGACGGCUGAGGUUUUCGAUUUGGAGCUGAUGAGGUACAAGGAUAUUGAGGAGGAGAUGGUGGGGCUGUUGCAGGUUGCUAUGUCUUGUACUGCGGCCUCCCCUGAUCAGCGGCCCAAGAUGUGCCAAGUAGUCAAGAUGAUCGAGGAGAUACGUGGGGUCGAGACGUCGCCGUGUCAUGACAGCUUGGACUCCGUCUCCGAGUCACCUUCCUUGUCUGAGGACACGUGCGGAGCGAGCCAGUGAUUUUUGAAGAGGAGUUUAUAUAUGAUAAAUUACAGCGCUAUUGGACUGUAUCUGUAAAUCAUGGGUUUUGUUUUGUAACUUUCUUUAUCGGCAUUCUAAUUUUUUGUUUCCCUCUGUUUUUUUGGUUUUCUAAUUAAAGCAACUGGGAAUGAUCUAAUUAAUACUGAGUUUGUGAGCGCUUCGAUCGGCUCCGUAAUAGAAAUUAGCUUUUGCA